AUGGAGGCGGGCAGUGCCGUGGGGGCGCGAUCCACUUGGGCACCAGCCGUCCGGAACCGAGACCGAGGCCAAGACCGCGCCUUGCCCCGUCGCCGGGUCCGCUGCCGCGCCGCCGCCAUGCCGCCGUCAGUCCGCACGGUCUCCAUCCCCUUCGCCGACCUCAAGGAGCGGGGCAGGGACCUGAGCGGCAAGAUCGAGGAGGGGCUCGGCCCCAACGGGCUCGGCAUCAUCUCCAUUUCCGACGUGCCGGAUUUCCCAGCUCUGAGGAGAACGCUCCUGCGCUUGGCGCCGAGAGUCGCAAACCUCCCUGAAGAUGUGAAGAAACAACUUGAAGACCCGGAUAGCAGGUAUAAUUUUGGCUGGAGCCAUGGGAAAGAGAAACUUGAAUCUGGGAAACUAGACACAUUCAAAGGCUCCUAUUAUGCCAACCCAAUUUUGGAUGUCCCUACUACUGAUGAUGUCCUUGUAAGUAGGUACCCAUCAUACUGCCGACCAAAUAUAUGGCCAGCUGAUCAUCUUCCUGAGCUUGAAAUAGCCUUUAAAGCUCUUGGAAAGCUAAUGUUGGAAGUUGGCUUGAUGUUGGCUCGUCAUUGUGAUCUCUAUGUGAUGCAGCACGGAGUGGGACCAUAUGAUGGUGAAAGUCUUGAGCAGACAAUUUCCCGUUCAAGGUGUCACAAGGGGCGUCUGCUGUACUAUUUCCCCAGACAAUUCAGCACACAAAAAGAAGGUGGUGAUUCUGUUUCAUCGUGGUGUGGAUGGCAUACUGACCAUGGGUCUUUAACAGGACUUACAUGUGGCCUGUUUAUGAAAAAUUCAGUGGAGGUCCCCUGUCCUGAUAGUGCAGCUGGGCUGUACAUCCGGACUCGUGAUAACCGAGUUGUUAAGGUUACAUUUGGGGAGGAUGAAUUAGCUUACCAAAUUGGGGAAACUACUGAAAUACUAUCAAGAGGUCGUCUAUGUGCAACUCCACACUGUGUGCAGGCACCCAGCAGUGAGAAUGCUUCAAAUGUUGAGCGCUCUACUUUUGCAAUGUUCAUGCAACCAGAUUGGAAUGAGACGCUGAAGUUUCCAAGUGAAAUUCCCUAUCACCAAGAGUUGAUUCCACCAAACGGAGCGCUUACGUUUGGAGAGUACUCAGAGAGACUGGUGAACAAGUAUUACCAGGGGAAGACGUGA
Molecule: messenger RNA, 1176 nt
Organism: Triticum turgidum subsp. durum (durum wheat)
Lineage: Eukaryota; Viridiplantae; Streptophyta; Magnoliopsida; Poales; Poaceae
Source: the annotation of a GenBank genome assembly